GAAAUCACGACGGUGAAACAAAGCCGAGCCCACGGUAAAAGCGCAAAGUCCACAUUUCGAAUCGAGCAGGCUCUUUCUCUCUGUCUCUCGGUGCUACGGAGGUAUCCGCUGGAAAUCUCCGUCGCCGAGGAAUCGUGAUUCAGGGAUCGAACGACGAGAGCGAGCGAGCGAGUGGGCGGGCGAGCACGACGCCUCGGAGUCUGCGGCCCCCGAGGUGGAUCCAAUUAUCCCGGAAUAAAAUUGCAUUCGACGUAGGAUCGUCCGCGCGCGUUGCAUAUACCACCGCCUCCUCCUCCUCGUCGUGCUCGUCUCGCUCCUCUCACUCCUUUUCGACGGGCCCGGGGAGUGUAAUUUCGCUGUAAUGUUGCCGGCGCGCAGCCGUGUUGUCGAGUCGGUGGUUUCGCUGUGCCGCGCCACGCCGCGCCGCGCGCCGUGUUUACCGUGGCGAUGCACCGUGACGGUGCAUCGUCGUGAAAAUUGAGUUACGGGGGAUGGAGUAGCUCUCCGCGCGACGACAGAUACCUGUAUACUCGCACGCGCGAUGCGACGCCGCGUGGCGCGGAAGAAUGGAUCGCAACAGCCCGGCUGAAUGUUCACGUUCGCCCGCCGCUUUCUACAGGAAGCCGCCGAGCUCUCUGCGUAUACGCAGGUUGAAAUUAAAAGCGCACGCUGGCGCGAGCAACACACGGCGCGUCUCAGCUGCCUCUUACUGAUCCUUCCCCGGCACCGGGACAUCAGGAACAUCGAACCGAGCAUCGGAAUAUUUCGAGCGCGGCUCGAGUCGUCGAACAUGGCGGCCGCCGCGGACGAUAGAAUAUCGUACAUAUCCGGAAGCAACAUACAUAUGUACGGCCAGGAAGGAUUAUGCAGAGAUGGAGGUCUUUUGUCCGCGUGGAAAUAAGCGUGAUGGUCCGCGACUCGCUUCCGAUCGGAAUCAGCUCGGGGUAUCCUUCUGUCGGACGGACGAUCCUUCGGCAAGA
Messenger RNA from Harpegnathos saltator (Jerdon's jumping ant), 980 nucleotides. RefSeq lists its product as uncharacterized. NCBI's taxonomy places the organism in Eukaryota, Metazoa, Arthropoda, Insecta, Hymenoptera, Formicidae. The record is from RefSeq and is a predicted model, not a curated record. Bases 590 to 901 code for a protein of 103 amino acids. The transcript has 2 exons.